ACAUAAAUGUAUAAAUUUGUGGAUGGAUUAAGUUUUGAAAAUAGGGAAGCAUCAAAAUGAAGAAGUGAAAUAUAAGACUGCAGAAAUGAUUCUUACACACUACAGCUCCACACACAGGACACUGGUUGGGUAGAACAGCACGAUAUCAUUAAUAGCAGUCGAAAGGGUUUUAAAUGAUUUGAUAAAGGAAAUCCUUACUGUGACACAAGUACAGCUGGGAAGGGUGAAGCAGUAUUUAAAGAACACAGACAAUACAGCAGAUUCCAUAGUCUAAUCUGUAGAUGGACUCACCAGAUUUGACAAAAAACUGAGAAAUAUUGACGAUAUGGGAAUUAUUAUCAGGCGUCUCUAAAAACACACUCCAGAAGCAGAAAAGCUAUGAAUCCAGAAAAAGUCAACACCACCAAUACCUCAACUGUAAAUUGUUCUCGUGAUGGCGCACAUAUUGUCUUCCCUAUUCUAUACACUAUCAUAUUUUUUCUAGGAAUAAUAUUGAACUGCCUAUCUGCCUGGAUUUUCUUUAAAAUCCCUAGCAAAAGUGUUUUUAUUGUUUACCUUAAAAAUACUGUAGUGGCUGACAUACUUAUGACCCUGAUGUUACCAUUUAAGAUUCUCGCUGACUCUAGCAUUGGACCAUGGCAGAUAAAAGCCUUUGUCUGCCGCUUUUCUGCAGUUAUAUUUUAUGAAACCAUGUACAUAAAUAUAAUACUUCUUGGACUCAUCGGAGUGGACCGUUUUCUAAAAAUUGUAAAACCAUUUGAUAGAAAAAGAAUUAAUAACAUAAGUGAAGCCAAGAAGAUUUCUGUUGCAGUCUGGAUGGUCAUCUUCUUGAUAUCUCUACCCAAUAUGAUUCUGACCAGUCAAGAAGCAACACCACAAAGUGUUCGUAAAUGUUCCAACCUAAAGACCCCUCUGGGGAUAAAGUGGCAUGAAGCAGUGAACUACAUUUGUACGAUAAUUUUUUGGUUUGUCUUCAUUUCCAUGACCCUUUUUUAUACAAUAAUCAGCAAGAAGGUUUAUAAAUCUUAUAUUAAUUCCAGAAGUAAUGACAUAUCUUCAAGAAACAAGACAAGAUGUAAAGUCUUUAUUGUGGUUGCAGUGUUUUUUCUGUGUUUUGCUCCCUUCCACUUUCUGAGGCUGCCAUAUACAUUCAGUCAAGUUGGAAUCAUAACCGACUGUCAGCUGAAAAACAAGUUAUAUGUGGCCAAGGAAACCACUCUGUGGAUCGCAGCUACUAAUGUGUUAAUGGACCCACUUAUCUAUGUAAUGCUCUGCAAGCCUUUUAGAAAACUGAUACCAGGAUUUAACAGUUCCACUAACUCCAGCCUGGAGACGCAUUUUUAAUCUAAAGGUGUAUUAUUUAUGAAAAACAACCUCAUUCACCGCACGAUAAAAAAAAAAAAAGUUCAGUGAGGCAAGAAUGUUCAGUUACGCAAAUGUUAUAAUAUGUAAAGAACGUUUUGGUUUUGCAAUAAUGGUUCUUUUAUUUUAUAAUUCAGAUAUGUAAUGGCCAUUUACUUAUCUGACUGGGGCUGUCAACUCAUAAUAAUAAUAAUAAUAAGCAGCAAUAAAUGCAAAUGAAUUGGUUUAUAUAAACAAGGCUGGGGUAAUAUUUCAUGCCUAUGGUAUGUUCUCUGGUCAAUUCGAGGAUUAUUUCAAAAUCUAAAGGGGUGGUUGAGCGAAGAUAAGCGGAGAAAAGGAAAUUUUUCUGACAAUAAAGUUUUCCAAAAACUUGAUUUAUAUGCCAGUGGCAUACAGAAAAGAGUGGUUGUCCCAUAGCAAAGAUAGAGGCACCUAUUUUGUCUUUAGGACAGAAGGGCUGUACACCCUUUUUACCUUUUCUACACCCAUUAUAUAACUAUUGAAUCAAUGUCACCCCCCUCUGUUUGUGCAAAACUCCGAUGGGUAUUAAACAUUGUGCUAACCAAAUGGUUUGACUCAGAGUUGGAGUCUAUGGGGAGAUUUAUCAAAACUUGUGCAGAGAAAAAGUCAACCA
Messenger RNA from Hyla sarda, 1996 nucleotides. It is a transcript of the gene P2RY13, whose product is annotated as purinergic receptor P2Y13. Gene Ontology annotation, biological process: negative regulation of adenylate cyclase activity; G protein-coupled receptor signaling pathway. The record is from RefSeq and is a predicted model, not a curated record. Gene Ontology annotation, molecular function: G protein-coupled purinergic nucleotide receptor activity. The transcript is spliced from 3 exons. NCBI's taxonomy places the organism in Eukaryota, Metazoa, Chordata, Amphibia, Anura, Hylidae. Gene Ontology annotation, cellular component: membrane. The coding region runs from base 379 to 1344 and encodes 321 amino acids.